Babesia bovis T2Bo is the source of this 800-nucleotide messenger RNA. Its product is annotated as casein kinase superfamily member. The transcript is spliced from 4 exons. NCBI's taxonomy places the organism in Eukaryota, Apicomplexa, Aconoidasida, Piroplasmida, Babesiidae. Gene Ontology annotation, molecular function: protein kinase regulator activity. The record is from RefSeq and is a predicted model, not a curated record. Bases 40 to 777 code for a protein of 245 amino acids. Gene Ontology annotation, cellular component: protein kinase CK2 complex; cytoplasm.
UUAUGAGUCCGUGAUGUUGGCUAUGGUAUUGUGAAUUCCAUGUUGAGCGCCAUGGAGGAGGAUGUGGACGAUUGGCAAGACCUUUCGGUGGACAGUGACGAUGCUAUGAAAUGGAUUCCUUGGUUCAUAUCACUUGACGGCCAUGAAUUUCUUUUGGAGGUGGAAGAAUCUUUUAUUCAGGAUCAAUUUAACUUAUGUGGUCUUAAGUCUAUGAAGAACUAUGACAGUGCCAUGGAGAUGAUUCUAGGUUAUGCUCCUACUGAGGAAGUUUUCAUGGAUGCUUCGUUUUUACAGCUUUAUCGUUGUGCUAGUGACCUUUAUGGUAUGAUUCAUGCUCGUUUUAUUACGUCACCCAUGGGUCUUCAGCUGAUGAAAGAGAAGUUUCAGCAGGGUGUAUUUGGUCACUGUCCUCGUGUUCGUUGUCAGCGUCAGAACGUUUUACCUGUUGGUUUCAGUGACACGUUACACAACCACCGCAUUAAGAAGUAUUGUCCUCGUUGUCAGGAGGCUUAUUUAUUUAAAUCUAAUGAGGCUCAUGCUGAGAUUGACGGUGCUUUUAUCGGUCGUUCAUUUCCUCAUAUAUUUUUGUUAUCAUUUCCUCAUUUGAUUCCUAAGGACCCGCCUCAACCGUAUAUACCUCGUAUAUUUGGUUUUCGUGUGCACAAGAUAAAUUCUUUGAUCAAGAUAAAGCUUGACAAUGGUGAGUUUGGUGCUUCUCCAUCGAUCAAGCACGAAUCGCAAUAUUUAUCACAAAUAGAGGAUGAUAGUGACACAUGAUUGAUUUUAAUUCUUAUUAAUUU